AUGUGCAAGCUAAUUUUAACUGCAGCCUCUUCCUUCAGGCUGGUGUGUUACUAUAACAGCUUGGCUGAAAGUAGACCCGAGAGUGGGAGAUUCAUGGUGUCAGAUAUCGAUCCGAACCAGUGUACCCAUCUCAUCUAUGCCUUUUCUGACAUUAACGACCAACAUCACCUGGUCCCCAGCAGAGAAACUGAUAUACAACAGUAUCAGUCCUUUGUUGGACUCAAAGGCAGAUUCACUACAAUGGUGUCAACACAAAGCAAAAGAAAAAAGUUCAUCCUGUCUGCUAUCGCACUACUGAGAGCAAAUGGGUUUGAUGGGCUAAACCUAGACUGGAGAUUCCCCAGAGAAGCUGGAAGUCAACAACAGGAUAAUCAGAGAUUCACACUGCUGUGCAAGGAGCUCAAAGAGGCCUUUGUGGCUGAGGGAACAAAAACUAACCAUGACAGAUUAAUCAUCACUGCUAGUGUCUCUGCGGAAAAAGCAACCAUCGAUUCCAGUUAUGAAGUCGCACAGAUUGCCAUGUACCUGGAUUUCAUUAAUGUACUGACCUUUGACUUUCAUGGCCCCUGGGAAAAUGUCACAGGACAUCACAGUCCCUUAUACAGAGGAUCCCAAGACACUGGAGACAAAAUCUACUCAAACACUGACUCUGCUAUGCAGUAUUGGCAGGACAAAGGAGCGCCCCCACAAAAGUUAAACAUGGGGUUAGCUGCGUAUGGACGAGCUUUUGAUCUUUCCUCUGCAUCCAGUGAUGUUGGAGCACCAGCCGACGGUCCUGGUGAGGAUGGCUGUUACACCGGUGAAAUGGGAUUCUGGGCCUUUUAUGAGACCUGCCUUUAUCUUGAAGGGGUUACAACCCACCUGAUUACUGAUCAGAGAGUUCCAUAUGCCACCACUGAAAAUCAGUGGGUUGGAUUUGAAAAUGAUGAUAGCCUUGACGCUAAGGUCAGUUACCUAAAAACAAACAACUUUGGAGGAGCAUUUGUAUGGUCUCUGGACCUGGAUGACUUCAGUGGACAGUUUUGUAAACGUGGCAACCACCCCUUCAUCAAGCACCUGCAUAGUCUCCUGGUUCAAGCAUCUGCCCUUACAGCCACAAAUCCACCUGAUACAACUUCCCCUACCACAACUCUUCCUCCAACAACUCCACCUACCACAACAACUCUCCCUGAAAUAACUUCACCUACGACAACUCCCCCUACGACAACUCUGCCUACAACAACUCCCCCUACAACAACUCCACCUACCACAACAACUCUCCAUACAACAAAUCUCCCUACAACAACUCCCCCUACAACUCCCUAUACAACAACAAAUUUCCCUACGACAACUCUGCCUACAACUCCCUCUACAACAAUAACUCUACCUACAUCAACUCCCCUUACAACAACUCUCCCUACCACAACUCUCCCUGAAAUAACUUCACCUACAACAACUCCCACUGCAACAACUCCACCUACCACAACACCUCUCCCUACAACAACUCCCCCUACAACAACUCUCCCUAAUGCAACAACUCUCCAUACAACAACUUCCCCUACACCUACAAAUCCUCCUACGACAACAACUCCCUCUUCAUCAACAAAUCCACCUACCACAACACCUCUCCUUACAACUCCCUCUACAACAACAAAUCUCCCUGCAGCAACUUCCCCUACCACAACUCUUCCUCCAACAACUCCACCUACCACAACAACUCUCCCUGAAAUAACUUCACCUACGACAACUCCCCCUACGACAACUCUGCCUACAACAACUCCCUCUACAACAAUAACUCUACCUACAUCAACUCCCCUUACAACUACAACUCCCCCUUCAACAACCACUCCACCUUCAACAACCAAUCCACCCACCACAACAACUCCACCUACCACAACAACUCUCCCUGAAAUAACUUCACCUACGACAACUCCCCCUACGACAAAUCUCCCUCCAACAACUCCCCCCUCAACAACCACUCCACCUUCAACAACCAAUCCAUCCACCACAACAACUCCCCCUACAACAACAACUCCACCUACCACAACAACUCUCCGUACAACAACUCCCCUUACCACAACUCUUCCUCCCACAACUCCACCUUCAACAACCAAUCCACCUACUGAAACAACUCUCCCUACAACAACCUCCCCUGCAACUACAACUCCACCUAACACAACACCUCUCCCUACAACAAAUCCUCCUACAACAACUCUCCAUGAAAUAACUUCACCUACAACCACUCCCCCUACAACAACUCCACCUACCACAACACCUCUCCCUACAACAACAAAUCUCCCUACAACAACUCCCCCUACGACAACUCUGCCUACAACAACUCCCUCUACAACAAUAACUCUACCUCCAUCAACUCCCCUUACAACUACAACUCCCCCUUCAACAACAACUCCCCCUACAACAACAACUCUCCCUACAACAACUCCCUCUACCACAACUCUUCCUCCAACAACUCCACCUACCACAACAACUCUCCCUGAAAUAACUUCACCUACGACAACUCCCCCUACCACAACUCUGCCUACAACAACUCCCUCUACAACAACUCCACCUAUCACAUCAACUCUCCCUGAAAUAACUUCACCUACAACAACUCCACCUAUAAUAACUCUCCCUACAACAAUAACUCCCCCUACCGUAACAACUCCCUCUACAACAACAGUUCCACCUACCACAACAACUCUCCCUACAAUAACUACAACAGAUGCACCUACAAAAAUUCCCUCUACAAAUCCCUCUGCAAAAUCUCUCCCUAAAACAGCAUCUGCCCCUACAGCCACAAAUCCACCUGACACAACUUCCCCUACCACAACUCUUCCUCCAACAACUCCGCCUACCACAACAACUCUCCCUGAAAUAACUUCACCUACGACAACUCCCCCUACAACAACAACUGCUACACCUCCUCCUACCACAAUUCCCCCUACCACCACAACUCCCCCUACAACUCCAACUGCUACACCUCCUCCUACAACAACUCCCUCUACAACAACUCACCCAACCACAACGACUACCCCUACAACAACUCCCCCUACAACAACAAUUCUCCCUACAACAACUCCUCCUACAACUACAACUCCACCGACAACACCUACAACUACAACAGCUCCACACACCACAACUCUACCUACAACAACUCCAACUACUAAAACAACUCCCCCUAGAACAACUCCAUGUACAACAACUGAACCUAGAAGAACUCCCCGUACAAGAACUCUGCCUACAGCAAGUAUUCCCCAUAAACAAGAAAUCCACCUACCAGAACCAAAAUUCCCCUAGAACUACAACUCACCCUAAAAAAAGUCCCCUUACAACAACCCUAACUCCACCUACCACCACAACUCCCCCUACAACACCAACUGCUACACCUCCUCCUACCACAAUUCCCCCUACCACCACAACUCCCCCUACAACUCCAACUGCUACACCUCCUCCUACCACAAUUCCCCCUACCACAACAACUCACUCACUUUACCAGCUACAGGCACGACAAGCUCAAUGCAAGCAUGCAGUGCAUUUAAUAAAUAUUAUUUUGAAUGCCGUUGCUGUGUGCAUACCUGGAUUUACUUUUCUACUCACUUUAUCUGCAUUAUGUGAUCCCUUUCCUGGAUUGGUGCAGAGCCAAACAACUUCGAUAUAAACUUCCAUCUAUCUUUGUACUGCUGUGAAGACGGACAGCUUCGCGGUGGAAGAAUGGAAAUCUGACUCCAGUUGUGGUCUUGGUUGGUCCAGGGAUAGUACCAUCCUGAAAUAAGCAUUGUGGUUUCACCUUCUCUGGGUUGGAUGCAACUUUGGAACACAUUGUUUAUCCGCGGUAAUUAUUUUAUUCAGCUUCACUUUCUGCAUCACGGCACCGCGUCACUGGAGAACACUGCGGAGGGGGCGGAGCUGGUGGUGCAGUCAAUCUACUCGAAAAAGAGGAUCCUUAGUUUUUAAUGGACAUUGAUUAAAAUCCUUGAAUUAAAAUGAAGUAAAGUUGCUGUGCUGUACUUGAUAGCGCUGUGUGCCUCUAUUGGAAUCUCCCCUCAUUGCCAUGGAAACAUGUUGCUCUCAUUUCCAGAUGUUUACUCCGGGGGAGGAGUGAAACAAGCCAUCAGCUGGCUGUGGUCAUUCAACCCCAGCCUUUGCUCUUCACCUCUGGCACAUCAGAAGUGCAACUUUUAAGCUGUCUUAUGGCUCUGCAAAACCAUCUGGGGUCUCAAGGAGCAGCCCUUUUAAACUUGGUCAUCCACAACCACCAUCAUUGUAUACUGCCUAAACAGAGACUUUUGCUAAUAUUGCUGCUAUUAAUUUCUGGGAAUGUCCACCCAAAUCCAGGCCCAGAGCAAAAUAUGUCAUAUGUCUGGGUUUUUGUCAUUUGAAUGUUCGUAGUCUGGUUGGAAAAAUAGAUAUGGUUCGUAUCUGGGCACUUUGAACCAAUGCAGAUGUUUUUGGUUUAAGUGAAACUUGGCUCAAUAAAUCUAUUUCUGAUAAGGA
Micropterus dolomieu (smallmouth bass) is the source of this 4473-nucleotide messenger RNA. RefSeq names its product mucin-2-like. Bases 1 to 3276 code for a protein of 1091 amino acids. Gene Ontology annotation, cellular component: extracellular region. Gene Ontology annotation, molecular function: chitinase activity; chitin binding. The record is from RefSeq and is a predicted model, not a curated record. Lineage: Eukaryota; Metazoa; Chordata; Actinopteri; Centrarchiformes; Centrarchidae. Gene Ontology annotation, biological process: carbohydrate metabolic process; chitin catabolic process. The transcript has 9 exons.